Molecule: messenger RNA, 1197 nt
Organism: Chaetomium globosum CBS 148.51
Lineage: Eukaryota; Fungi; Ascomycota; Sordariomycetes; Sordariales; Chaetomiaceae
Exons: 1
Coding region: 1-1197 (398 amino acids)
Molecular function (GO): NAD+ binding
Source: RefSeq, a predicted model, not a curated record
AUGAAGAAACCGCUCAUGCGCAUCCCCUACACCGAGCUGUUCCCUCCGCCCAGCAUCAUCCCCGCCACAGCCCGUUCCCUCCCCGGUGCCAUCGCAGCCCUGCAAGAAUUUCUACACACCCCGCCGCCGAGGGACCUACCGCGCUCCACAGUCCUCCUCACCGGCGCGGGCCUCUCGGUCGCCAGCGGAUUGGCCGACUACCGCGGAACCAACGGCACAUACCGGGUCAACAAGACAUACCGCCCCAUCUACUACCAUGAGUUCCUGUCCAACCACGAGGCGCGCAAGCGUUACUGGGCGCGCAGCUUCCUCGGCUGGACGACGCUGCGCAACGCGGCGCCCAACGCGGGCCACUACGCGGUGCGGGACCUGGGCAAGCUGGGCCUCCUGUCGAGCGUCAUCACCCAGAACGUGGACUCGUUCCAUCCGCGGGCGCACCCGGACAUCCCGACGCUCGAGCUGCACGGCUACCUGCGGUCGGCCGUGUGCACGUCGUGCCGGAACGAGCUGCCGAGGGACAGGUUCCAGGCGGAGCUGGCGCGGCUGAAUCCCGUGUGGGAUGCGUUCCUGCGGGAGGCCAUCGCGACGGGCGCGCUCGAGACCGAGGACCCGCACGAGAAGCGGCGGCGGGGGAUCAGGAUGAAUCCGGAUGGUGAUGUGGAGGUGCCCGAGGCGCCGUACACUACCUUCCGGUAUCCUGCGUGUCCGACGUGUUUGAGCAGUCCGCCGCCGUUGGCGGAUGGGACCAGGGGGACGGUCGAGGUCGAUAAUGAUGGCGCCUGGAGCCCGACGAGCAAUGUUGGCAUUCUAAAGCCAGCGGUCGUCAUGUUCGGCGAGAGUAUCGCCAGCAGCGUGAAGGAAGCGGCUGAAGAUGCCAUCGAUGGCGCCGGGAAGCUUUUGGUCCUCGCCACAUCUAUGGCGACGUACUCGGCCUGGAGGCUGGCAAAGCGAGCCAAGGAUAGGGGGAUGCCCAUCGGUAUUGUCAAUAUCGGUGGCGUCAGGGGCGAGGAUCUCUUUUUUGGGGGAUUGGACCCUGCCCAGACGGGUAGCCAGGGCGUGAGGCUAGAGAUGUCCACCGAUAGUUUACUACCGGCUCUUGUCCAUGAUAUGCGGCAAUCCGGUCUCUCGAGCCCAUCACCCGACACGGCGUCAUUUCAGGAAAAUGAUGCCGCUGUGUUUAAAAACAUGUUACAAUAG